CACGCCGCCCUUCCCGGCCGGUCCGGCCCCUUGACGGGAAGUGGGAGCAAGGGGCCGCGCUGGGGCGGCCGAGCCAUGGCUGUGCCCGCGGCAGCUCCGCUGCCCUGCCCGCUCCUCCUCGCCGUCUGCUGGGUGGUGGCCGCGGCGACAGCGGCAGGAGCAAAAGUUCUUCCCUCUCCAUCCAGCCUGAAGUAUUCAUUGACCCAUAUCUGUACUCUGAACUGGACAUGGAACCCCCCAGAGAACAUCAGCAGCAGCUGCAACCUGGAGUAUUCCAGUGACAUCGUCAUUAAUGGGGUUCCUGAGGACAGAAGAGAAUGGAGUAAGAGCCGUUUCCGUGUGACGGACGCGCACUUGAAUGAGGAAAUGCGCCUCAGAGUGAGAAGUGAAUGCAAGAAUGACAACAGCAGCGAGCCCAGCCCCUGGGUGGAGACCUCCCUUCUGCCAAAAGGUAUUCUGGGUACUGCUGCUGUUGACUUGGGCUGUGUUUGGCACAAUCUGGAGUACAUGGCUUGUACCUGGCAUCGUGGGGAGAAUGCAAGCAGUGACACCAACUACACUUUGUCCUACUGGUUUGAUGGCUUGGAAGACCCUAAGAACUGUAGCAACCCCUCUGUAGACCAAGGAACCUUUGAAUGCAUUUUCAAUCUUACCUUCCCAAAAGAGAGGAGAACUUAUCCUGCUAUAAGUAUUUUGAUUAGAGGUGAUUCUGAAGAAGUUAGGCCUGUCUGUGCAAGUAAAAAUCCUACCACCCUUGUAAAACCUGCCACACCAAGACAAUUGACAUUGUCAAAGACUAAUGAUAGAAUUGAUGUAAAGUGGAGUGAAUCAGAAACUUUUCCAAAAAGUUGUUUACACUAUGAAGUUAAGUGUUGCAAUGGUGAUUUGGACACCGGUCAGAUCAUUGCAUCUGAAAAGAAUUCUGUGUCAAUUGCUGGCAUUGAUGCAAAUAGCAAGUACACCUUCAGAGUGAGAGCAAAGCCAAAGCAGGAGUGCUACAACAGCCAUCUCCAAAGUGACUGGAGUGAGGAAAAGAGCAUUGGUGAGAAGAGGGACUCUACAAUCUAUUUUGUUCUAAUAAUUACCAUUCCAUUAAUAGUAGCAGUAUCUACAAUAAUUCUACUAGUUUAUCUAAAAAGGCUGAAGAUAUUAAUUCUUCCACCAAUUCCAGACCCAAGAGAAAUUCUUAAGCGCAUGUUUGGAGAGCAGAAUGAGGAUUCCCAGAGCUCUGCAAAGGAUGAUCCCAUGAAUGCUUUUGACAGGUUAAUUAUAGAAGAAGAAAUUCAUUCUUUAAUUUUAACAGAAACUUCAGAGAGCACUAAUCCUGAAAAAGAAAACAGGUAGACUCUGCUUUAUCAGUGAAAGAGGAGGAAGCUGAUUCCUGCUCCUGUACCUCAGGUGACUGUAGAUAUGAAGAGGCCUGUGAGGCACUGGCCAGCUCUUCUUCUCUGAAGAUGCAUCACUAACAGUGGCUGUUCUUCCAUCUCUGCCAGAAAUACCCAUCUGAGCUCAGUCAGGAUGAGCAUGUGUGUAAUCCCUUGGGACUGCAUUGUGGGUUCCCUGCUCUGGCUUCAGCCAGCUCUGCCCUGCAAUUGUUACUGCCACUUGCACUUGUGUUUGUGCCUCACACCAGACUGUCAGCGUUGUUUGGGUUUGUUUUUUUUUUUUUGGAGCAAGCACUGUGACUUCUCUGAAGUAUUUGGCUCUGUUUGCAGAAGGUGGGAUGGGUCAUUAGUGCUACCACAUGGAGCUGCUGCCAGAUGGGAUGGCAAAGCAUGGACUGUUUGUGGAUAACCCUUUGUGUGCCUGGGCUGGGCACUCUCUGGAGGGCACUUAUGGACUGAGCUUCUUGUGCUUCUGCUCAUCAGCUGGGACUUGGUCAAAUCCCACCAAAGAAGGUAUUUUUUAAAUUUGGAAAUGUGUAUGAAAAGCCUCUGCUUUCCAGCUGGUGUUCAGAAUAUUCAUAAAAAAAGGUUUAGUUUUGUUAUCCUGUCAGUUGCCUGUCCUCAGAUGCCUUGCCUUCACGGACUUCUUGGGUUAAUUUUACUUUGUGUAAAGUGAGAAAUAGAUUUUUUUUUUUUUACUUGUUCUGUGCAGUAGCAGGUAACUGUAUUGAGUCUCACCAGACUGUGAUUCUACUUUGGCCAUAUUGGCCUGAAGACACCUGAUUUUUAGCAGCUAAGUUGUCCUGAGCCUGUCCAGCAAAAAUAUCAGGAUGGAUGCAUGAGUCUAAGGAGCUGUGGUCAAACAGAUUAACAUUAAACCACUGAAACCCACCUUCAAGACCCAUCCUUACUGCCAAACUGAUGGAUCUGGGGAAGAGGGGGUGACAACCUUGACCUGUUUUCUAAGAGAUAAGUUUUAUUCUUUCUGUAGUGAUGAGAUUCUGAUUUGAGCUUCCCCUCUAGGACUUAGCAAUGUGAAACAAGGUGCUGAUUUGACUUUUUACAAAAUAUUUCUUCUAUAUUUUACUGUAACAGUUUGUCAAGUGGUUUUGUUGUUGUUUUGUUCAUUCUGUGAUGGUUUUGAGGGUUCUUUACCCAGCAAAGCUCAGCAGGUGUUUUCUGGACAACUGUGACAUUUUUCUGCUCUGUAUUCUCAGCAUUAGUUUCUGCCCUGUGCUGCAAGGUUGGUUACAGCAGUACCUUGAUUGUGCUGGAGGAAGAAGAUAAUGGAAUGGAGAGAAAAGGAUCCAUGGAAGCCCUUUAUGGUUAGUGCUCAGGGAUUUCUUGCUCCUUCCAGAUAAGUGUAGACAUGAGUCAUGGACAUGGGCAGUCUUAGCAGACUGGGAAGAGAUCUCCUGAUAGGCUUUCUAGGAGAGACUUUAUAGCUACCAACCUUUUAAAGUUCAUCCCUGUCUUCAAACUCCAUUCAGUCAAAAAAGUGAAACUAAAUGCUGUAUUUUUAGAACAUAUUGUUCUGCAAGAAGUAGGAUGAGUGCCACAUGCUUUUUGGCUACAAGUGUGCAUUUUUUUAUGCACUUAUGUAUUCCCUCCUUAUCAAUAUAUCCAAUUCUUUACCCAUUGUUCCCUGAGCCACUCAAAUAUAGUUUUUUCCAUGUCUCUUAUCCUCCUUUUGUUAGUGGUAGACAGGGGAGGAGAAAUGUAGCAGAACUAGCAGACCCCUUAUUAGCAUAUGCCUUUUACCUCCAAUCAGGCUGUAAAAACCCCAACAUUAUAAAAAUUAGUAAAUGAUACAAAAUGAAAAUAAAGCCUCAGGGAUUUCAGUGAGAAAAAACUCAGGUUAUACAAAGUCAGCUAGUAGCACUCUCUGAAAUUCCAGAGAUUAAGGAAUAGCAUGAGGAAAAGAGUAAUUACAUUCCUUGCUGAAUUCAUUCCCUCUGCAACAUUGAUGUCAUUGCAAUGAUAAAUAUUCCUUCAAUCUACCUCAUCUGGAAUGUUGCUCAACAUAGACCACUAGACAGAAAUGUAUAGUUUCAAGAUAAGUAAGCAUAAAAGUGUAAUAUAAACUUUUGUAGCUUUCAGCUAGCAAUCUAGGAAAAUCAGUACUUACUCCUAAAUUCUUUUGACUUUUAUCCUGGUGUCUAUGACAAAACCAAAAUUUAGUUGCUUAAAAAAAAAAACAACAAACCAACCAAAAUCCCUAAACAAAUUUGAAAAGCCUUAGAAUGGGGGAAAAAAAAAGGAUGGAAGGUGUUAGGCCAAAAGAAAGAUUUAAAUGCUAAGGAUGGUUUAAGUCACUAUAUAGAAAGGUUUUGAAUAACACUAGUUGACACUUCCUCAUGGAUUCAUUUAUUGAGCCUGUGUUUCAGCAUGUAAAGCAAGUAUCUGAAUAUACUUUCACGUUUAACAUGGUUUUUUAUAAGGUAAGAUGUUUUUUAGCUUGAAAUUAUCCAAAUUUUGCAGUGAUUUAUUUUUUUUCUUCAUUGCAGUUACAUGAUCUGUAAAUUUGUUCAAAGAGUGAAUAAAUGUGAUUGAAUGCUUUUCAGUGUAA
Molecule: messenger RNA, 3954 nt
Organism: Haemorhous mexicanus (house finch)
Lineage: Eukaryota; Metazoa; Chordata; Aves; Passeriformes; Fringillidae
Gene: IL13RA1
Product: interleukin 13 receptor subunit alpha 1
Exons: 10
Coding region: 76-1344 (422 amino acids)
Biological process (GO): cytokine-mediated signaling pathway
Cellular component (GO): membrane; external side of plasma membrane
Molecular function (GO): protein binding; cytokine receptor activity
Source: RefSeq, a predicted model, not a curated record